Molecule: messenger RNA, 6579 nt
Organism: Trichomonas vaginalis G3
Lineage: Eukaryota; Parabasalia; Trichomonadida; Trichomonadidae
Product: ataxia telangiectasia mutated (ATM) -related family
Exons: 1
Coding region: 1-6579 (2192 amino acids)
Biological process (GO): TOR signaling; negative regulation of macroautophagy
Cellular component (GO): nucleus; TORC1 complex; TORC2 complex
Molecular function (GO): protein-containing complex binding; protein serine/threonine kinase activity; protein binding
Source: RefSeq, a predicted model, not a curated record
AUGGAUUUGAGGCAACGUAAGAAGAAUGUCAUUGAUAUGAAUCCACCAGCUCUGCAAACAUAUAUAACCCAGCUAUGCGAUAAUAUUAAUCAAAAUGAAUCAAUUCUAUUCAAAGUAGCUCAAAAUAAUUUCCAAUUUUACGUAGAAUCAACAUAUAGGAUAGCAGAAGACUCAAAUGAAGCAAGCUACUUCCUUGAUGAGUUAUUUGUUGCAAUUUCGCUUCAACAACAAUCCGCAAUUAAUCACAUUUAUUUAUUAAACUCCCUAAUUGAUGUAUAUCUUGGCGACAAGAUUAGCAAAGCAAACAGAAUGACUCGUGAUUUAAUAAACUUACCACCAAUACCAAACCAAAAGGUCUGGGAUGGUUUAGCAAUUCUCCUAAAUUGGAUGGCUAAGACGCUACGUGCUUCAAUACAACUAAUACUUAAGCCACUUGCCGAUUCUAUGUGGAGGUGGUGCUAUUCCAAAGAAAUUGAUCAUUGCCAAUCAGGUUUAAUGCUUAUGAAAUUAUUUUUAACCAACUUUCCUGGAUUUCUUGAAGAACAUUUCUUCCAAGUUCAAAGUAUUAUACGUUCUAGUAUGGAGAACCCUAAUGAUAUGAUCAGAAGUGCGGCAGAAUCUUCCUUAAUAGCAGCCAUUUCAAAACCUGAAACACGUGAACAUUUCCGCGUUGUUACACUAUGUGCCAGUUUGAAUUUUACGUUAAGCGAAAAGAAAUGGCAGGAUUUCGCCGGAGCAAUUAAAGCUGCGAAUAUAGUUGUAUCGAUAAUCCCAGAAAAUUUAGCUUGCUUUACAUUUGUAAGUUUACCACUAUCAUUUCUGAAUGAACGAGAUAUAGAAUGUCAAGUUGCAACACUCAAAGUUUUAACAUUUGCACUUCAAACAACACCUUCGCUAUUUACGGCAGAGAUUAUCGUCAACAUUCUCAAUGAAUUUAGAACUUUACUCAAAAAGAAAUCGAAUUACCGAAGAGAAAUCUUAUUUACUUUUGGAGACUUCUUAUUACAACGAAAGCCACCAUAUUUUACAAAAGAAAUCACGAUUAUACAGAAAUUACGAGCUUCUCUAAGCGAUCAGAUCGAUUGCGAACAAGCCUGUUACGCAAUAAUCGGAAUUAAUUCGGUAUUAGAUUUAAACGCCUCUGAAUUUAACUCAAUAUACCAGCAACCAUUAACUGAUGUAAUUGUUGAUGGGUUAGUUAAGCUUUCCAAGAACAAUCCCGAUAAAAGAUCAUUUGUUCUAAAUUCCUUCAUAAGUCUGGCCAAUACAUUGAUUCUUUCUCAAGCAUCGCCACAACAGAUAAUUGUUUACUGCAACGGAUUCGUCAAACUCGACAUUCCGCCGCAAUAUUUUACGACCACUUUAAUUUAUCAAUGUUUACUCUUCCUUAGUAAUCCAGAAUUAGCUGUGAGAACAUCUGUUACAUCGUUCAUAUCAAACUACGCUUCAAAGAAGCAAUCAAACGAUGUUUCAAAAUUAUUAUUAAGUGCCGCCUGUACAGAGCCUAAUUUAGACCUUAAAAUGAAACUUGUUACAUCAUCAACCUUGGUUCCACCUUUAGAUGACACUUAUUUCAUUCCUAUCAAAACAUUAUUGCAUGAUGAAUCUGCAAACAUCCGAAAAGCUGCAUUAGACCUAUUGGCAACGCACGUAGAUGACCCAAAGGUUGUGGUUAUCUUCAAAGAUUUCCUUUCCGAACAAGUUUCGAUUUUGAAAAACGAGAUAUCUUUCUCAAAAUCGGCCAUUUACUCGAUUCUCAUGAUUGCAACAUCCCUAGAAAAGGAGAACCCCUCAUUCCUGAACACGUUGUUCUCUCCUUUCUCAACAUUUAUUAUUUUACAUCUUGUAGAGAUAAAAGACAAGCUACCGACCUGCGCGUUAUCAUUAUUAUCACAUGUUAUUGACAUUUCUUCAGCCGAUGUCGACGUAGCUAAACUUACAAAAGUUCAUAUAUCUACUUCUUUGACAAUCCACUCAUCCAAGAAACGCCUUGAUGCUGCAUUAGAGCUUAUUAUGGCAGCCUUGAAGUAUACAGACCUUAAAUUUAGCAUCUACCGCGAGAAUUUUUAUUUGGUCAGAAUGUUAUUUGAUCUUGGCAGUUUAGGUGAGUCGGAUGUUACGAGAUCGAAACUUUUAUCAGUUUUAUCGAUGAUUGGCUCAGUAAGACAAGAUACUUUCGAGUCAGAUUUAGUCCGAAAUGCAAUGACAGCUUAUUCUACUUCAUAUUUCAUUUCCUUGCUCGAAUCAAACAGCCCAGUCGAAUGUUUGAUAUUCGCUUCAGCAGGAGUUUCUCUUUCCUUGUUAUUUAGCAUAUUAAGAGACGAAUCUUUUUCGGCUCUUCACGCUUCCACCAUAGAAGCACUCUUAGCAGUCAUAAAAGUGCAGUCUCAGUUCGGAAAUCGGCUUGAAAACACUCUAAUCAAGCAGAUGAACGAUUUAUUAACUCAUUGCGGCCAAAGUACCUCAAAUAUAUUACUUUCCAACAUCACAACUCUCAUUGCCGUAUUGGGAGAUCGUUUCCGACCCUUAGUUCCUCAUGUCGUAGAUUUUAUUUGCCAAAAAUGGACCAAACUCGACAAAGGCCAGCUUAUUCGUAUCACAGAUUGGCUUGUAAACAGUGCCCAUGAUGCAGCAGAGCCAUUUAUCCCAAGAUUGGCCACAGUUUUCAUAAAUGGAAUUAUGACGUACGACGAUCGCACCGUAGACUCGAUUUUCUCAGUAUUUAUGAGCUUCUCUGAACAAGUUGCUGCCAUAACCCAUAUAAUUUACCCUCCAAUGCUGUUAUGGAUAUCUUAUAACGCUAAAUCUCCAAUAAUUAACGAUGUUUUGACCAGAACCAGGUUCAUCUUUGUCAACAGUGAUACUUCCCAGUUCUGUGGCCAGAUAAUCCAAUGCAUGAUUGACGUAAUCAAGCAAGAUCACAUUUUACAAGACAAAAUUCUUGAUAUUUUAUGUAUUGUCGCAUCCCAUUGCGGCAUGUCAUUUCUUCUUUUCUUGCCCCGUCUCAAUGGUCUCUUCGAUGUCUUCAGCCAUCCAGUUUUGAAAGAAAUAAUUUUGACAUUGAAAAACGGUGGCAAAAUUUCUGAAGUAAAGAAACUCAUGAAUUUUGUUUCUCCUGAUUCGAGGCAACAAGCUGUUCUCAACAGGAAGAAAUCCACUAUCAACAAACCCAGAGAAGCGUCAUUUGUCGCAAUGGCUCCAAAACAAGCGUCAGAUGAAAUUCAAUGGUUAAAUUGGUCGAAUGACUUUUUCUAUGGAAUUGUAAAGAAUUCAAUUUCCAGAGCCAUAUCAGCAUGUUACACAUUAUGUAUGCGACAUGCAGAAGUAUGUCGAACCAUCUAUCCAUUGGCCAUCAGUUUGGUUUACGUGAUUUCUCUUGAAGACAAAUCGAACAAAGGAAACAUUGUUACGAUUUUUCAGUCUGUUUUCUCAGAAAACGAAGCUCCGAGAUCAGUCAUCAGACACUUUUUGGCAGCAAUAGAGAUUUUAGAGAUACUUAAUAUCAAGACACCAAUAAGUACUGAAUCAAUAGCGAUGGCUGCUUCGAAAUCAGGUGUUUUCCAACAAGCGCUCAGAGCAACAGAGAAUUUGUACGAACAAGGAAAUUUCGAUUUGGCUGAGAAACUCAUUAUUUUGAAUCAGUCAUUGAAUCUUCCUUUAGCAGCACAAGGAAUUCUCAAACAGAGUCGACAGAAAGGACUAGUUGUUAAACAGGAUUUGUUGUAUGAAAAACUCGGAAUGUGGGAUGACGCAUUGGAAAUGGCAGAAAAGAAUUUGAUUUCGCAUCCGAAAGACUACAAUUUGUUACUAAGAAAAAUCAAAUGUCUUUCGCAGUUAUCGAGAUACGACGAGAUCAGAUUAUACAACGCUGAUUUGCUCAUGAAAGCAAACGCGGACAUCCAUUUGUUCGAUUACAGUUCUUUCAUGAAAAGUUGUGAAGAAUUGUCGAAGAAGAAAAUUGAAUACGAAAAUGACGAUUAUUUCUGGUAUUUGGCCAUUUAUUACGUCAUCAAAAAAGAAAACUCGAAAUCGAUAAAAAUAAUUGAAGAAUUACGUCAACAGAGGAUUUCGAAUCUUUUCCCUGUAAUCCAUGAAGAUUAUGAACGAGCAAUUACUCCUUUGAGCGAAAUUGAUGCUUUGCAGCAACUGUACGAGAUCAUUGAUGUUUUGAAGUUAAAGGAUCUUUCGAACAGUCCAUUACCAAACGAAAGAAACAAAGCGAAUUCCGAAAUUUCCAAAAUUUUGCAAGUUUGGAAAGAAAGAUUCAAAUUAAUGCACAAAAACCAACAGAGUUUGCAUAGAUAUUUAUAUCUGGCAACAAUAGCAUUUGAGCCAAAGGAUCUACAAGAACAAUGGCUAUUUUUCAUCGAUCUAAGUUUGUCAAACAAAUCUUAUUCUUUGACAAAAUCUGUAAUCAAUUAUUUGAAUCAAAAAGUGACAGAAAAAGAGUCACUUUUUAGAAAUAAAUUAUCGAUUUUUGAGUGCAAGUUAUCACAUUGUUUAGGGGAUACAGAGAGUAUUAGCAGACUUCAGAACAUCAUGAACACGUUAAAUGGCAAUGAUCUUUUAGAAGAAUGCGCAAAUACUUUAGGUAUUUGGUUGUCAAAACCGGAAAAAAUCAGAGAAGUUUUGAAUCAAGUUUACAAAACAUCAAAGAAACCGGAGACAUUCGAAAAGUGGUCGAGAACUAAUUUAUCAUUAUAUAAGACUACGAAAGAAAUGUCUUAUGUUGAAGACGCUUUAAACGGCGCAAUAAGUGGUUUAAUUGCAACAGAAGGAAAAACAAUAAACUUGUCACUUUUGUUGUUAAGUUUAUUAUGUUUAGUACCUGAAGAUGAUGAGAAAACCAUGGGAAUAUUCAGGGAUAGAAUGAAAGAGAUACAACCACAUAAAUGGAUUGACAUUGUUCCACAGAUAAUUGCGAGAUUAACAAGAGAUGAUACUUGUUUCCACAAAACUUUGUUUGAUUUGUUGUUUUACAUUGGCGAAAUCCAUCCAAACGCCAUUGUUUAUCCAAUGAUGGUCCAAUACAAGAGCGAUAAUGAUCUCAGGAGAUCAAUCGCAAAAAGAAUUUUUGAGAAGCUCGAAAUGAAAUACAACAACAUCACAAAUAACAUAACUGACAUUGCGAAUGAGAUGAUGCGUGUUUCUGUUUCAUGGUUCGAACUCGCUUAUCAAUGCAUCGAUGAAUCAUCUCAUGAAUUCUGUCCUGAUGUCAACAAACAAAUGAUGUUGAAAUUCUUAGACCCUCUAAAGGAAAUUCUUUCUAAAAAAUGCGAAACAUGCAUGGAAAGUAAAUUCUUCGCACAAAACUACAGUCAUUUGAAGAUUGCUUUCGGAUUACUCAAAAAAUACGAAGAAAACGAUGAUUUAGGGUCAUUAAAUGAAGUAUGGGAUCAUUUUUCAACUGUUUUCAACAAAUUAAGGAAUGUUUGUAAUGACAUGAAUGAACUUAAAUUACAAGAGAUUUCUCCUGUUUUGUUUAAUCUCCAUAACUCUGAUUUGGCUGUUCCAGGAACAUACGAAUUCUCCAAACCUCUUGUUUAUAUAAGUUCUUUCAAAAAUGUCAUAAAAAUCAUCAAUUCCAAACAAAGACCUCGAAAGAUUUGUAUCACAGGAAGUGAUGGAAACAAGUACAAAUUCCUUUUGAAAGCUCAUGAAGACACAAGACUUGAUGAACGUGUCAUGCAGUUGUUUGAUUUCAUUAAUACUCUUGUUGACAACUCUGUUUUGAGAAUGAAGAAUUUCCUUGGAAUGACAACUUAUAGAGUUGUUCCAAUUACAGGAGAAGUUGGAUUAAUUGGCUGGGUAAACGAUUGUGGAACAUUGCAUGAAGCUGUAAAAGAAUCACGUCGUAAAAGAGGAAUGAAAAUUCAAGCGGAAAUGCAAUCUACAAUUAAUUACGCGCCAAACUAUGAUACCCUUAAAUUGGAUGAUAAACUCAUUGCUUUCAAGAAAGGUCUUCAAGCAACGGAUGGUUUAGAUGUCAGGAGAAUUCUCCUUGCUUCUGCUCCUUCGACAGCAACAUGGUUAACAAGAAGAACUACUUACGCAUCAUCUAUGGCGAUUAUUUCAAUGGCUGGAUACAUUCUAGGACUUGGAGACAGACACUUUUCCAAUAUAAUGAUUGGAAAAACAACUGCGAAAUUGGUUCACAUCGAUUUUGGAGAUUGUUUCGAAGUUGCUAUGCAUAGAGAAAGAUUCCCAGAGAAAGUUCCUUUCAGAUUAACAAGAAUGUUAGUCAAUGCUUUAGAAGUAUCUAAAAUUGAAGGAACAUUUAGAACUUGCUGCGAAGAUUCUCUUGAUUUGAUGCGUCAGAACGGACGUCAAAUAUUGUCAUUGCUUGAAGCAUUCAUUCACGAUCCUCUUCUCCAGAGACAGACGAAUCAUAGUGGUUCAUCAAAUGUUGAUGACGCUGUUUCUGCAGUGAAGAGAAUCUCAGACAAACUGAGUGGAAAUGAUUUCGAAGGAAUGCAAGGAAACCUCAAAGUCAGUGACCAGGUUGAACUGCUCAUUGCUCAAGCAAUGGAUGAAAAGAAUUUGUGCCAGAUGUUCAGUGGUUGGUGUCCAUGGUGGUGA